This is a messenger RNA of Cyclopterus lumpus (lumpfish), 2453 nucleotides long. RefSeq names its product charged multivesicular body protein 2Ba (gene chmp2ba). The coding region runs from base 192 to 833 and encodes 213 amino acids. NCBI's taxonomy places the organism in Eukaryota, Metazoa, Chordata, Actinopteri, Perciformes, Cyclopteridae. The record is from RefSeq and is a predicted model, not a curated record. Gene Ontology annotation, biological process: protein transport; late endosome to vacuole transport; endosome transport via multivesicular body sorting pathway. Gene Ontology annotation, cellular component: ESCRT III complex; multivesicular body. The transcript is spliced from 6 exons.
GUGACGUCACGGGGAGCCAUCGAGUCAGUCAGCUGAGGGAGGAACUCCGACAACAGAAAGUCAACCAGGAAGCUGCUAAACUGACCCACUGCCUCGGUGUGACGGCUUAACGGCGGUUUUAACGAUAACAAUCACACGGUAGACCAGUUCAGGAUCGGUCUUUUAUAUUCCAGUCGAUACAAAGCAGCGAAAUGGACCUUUUCAAGAAGAAGACUGUCGAUGACGUAAUCAAGGAACAGUCGAAGGAGCUGCGUGGCACUCAGAGACAGAUCACCAGGGACAGAGCAGCGCUGGAGAAACAAGAGAAACAAAUGGAGGCUGAAAUCAAGAAAAUGGCUAAGACUGGUAACAAGGAGGCAUGUAAGAUUCUCGCCAAGCAGCUGGUCCAGCUGAGGAAGCAGAAGAACCGCACAUACGCUGUCAGCUCCAAGGUCACCUCCAUGUCUACGCAGACGAAGGUCAUGAACUCACAAAUGAAGAUGGCCGGCGCCAUGGCCACCUCCGCAAAGACUAUGCAAGCAGUCAAUAAAAAGAUGGAUCCACAGAAGACCCUGAAGACCAUGCAGGACUUCCAGAAGGAGAACAUGAAGAUGGGCAUGACCGAGGAAAUGAUCAACGACACUUUAGACGAGAUCUUUGACGAGUCUGGGGAUGAAGAGGAAUCUCAGGACAUUGUCAACCAGGUUCUGGAUGAGAUCGGCAUUGAGAUCUCAGGAAAGAUGGUAAGAGCUCCAGCUGCAGGAAAGAGCCUCCCCAGCGCCGCCUCCUCUAAACAGGCCACCAUCUCCGACGACGAGAUAGAGAGACAGCUCCGAGCUCUGGGAGUGGACUAAUUGUCUUCUCUGUAUUAAUGUUCACAUUAUAAACCUGUGCAACAUUAAUACCGAUUUGAUACAGACUCUUUUAGACACAAGUGUUUUGUCAUUGUUGAAAUGCUAAAUGUGUAACAAAGGGUGCACACCAACACACACACAAACACAAAAACAAACAAACACGUUGAGACAUUCAAAGACAUGCAGGCAGACAUGUUUAUUAACACGCACAUAAUCACACUUUCUUCGGCAGGUUGCCUUACAGAUUAUUAGGGCAGGACAUUUAAACUAUUUAUGCGAAAUUGUUAUUUAUUAACCUACUGGAGUGGCCACAGCCUAAAGGUGGUCCAAUAAUAGAUAUUUGUCCGAAAGAGUUCUGAACCACCUAUGCCGUACUGUACAUAGGUGGUUUGUCUUUUAUAAGGGCUACAGGAUAGAGACCAUGGAACUGGCUUUUCCCCGACUUCGUUGAUUAGUCAUAUAAUAUAUAUCAGCUUUUAUGUGGCUGAAGAUGGAUGGUCUUUCCCCAGCAAGUUUUAACACACUAAUUAAAAAGAGCUUAGGUGUUGUCAGAAACCAGAUGGAACUUGUAUUUAGCCUUCUCGCACCAUUUACGCGAUUAACUUCCUCAGAGGCAAACUAUCCUAUUCUCGACAUGCAUGUUGUUUGGGUGAAAUAUCCCCGGCUGAAGUGGGACACCAUGCAAGUGAGAGGAAGAAAAAGCAACUGCGCACCUUCUCCACAAAGAUUAAGCACCCGGUCAACUCGCUAAUGAAUUAUCAUGUUUUUAAAACCCUUAGGUACAUAGUUACUGGAGAUGAUGUAACUCAGACAAACGUAUGCAUGUGACAUGUAUAACUGAAGAUGGUAAGGCCUUCACUUUACUUACAUAAUGCAACGUUAUUUACAUAAUGCAUGAAAUGGUGAGAUGGACUGAUCUGACUGGGCAGGCAUUUAAUUUGCCCCACCGAACAGAUUGUGUGGGAAAACGUAAUCAAACACAAAUUAAGACUAAUGUUAGCCUGGCAUAUCGAAGAGUUUCGAAUCGGUUGUUUGAUGCUACUGAAUCAUCAAAUUAGUUUUUUUUCUUUUUAAUUAUUAUUCUUGGUUGAUCUGAUUGUGUAUCUUAUAUUGGACGUGGGGUUUACCGUGAUUGUGGGAUGGUACUGGUCCUGCAGUCCCUCCUUUCUUUCAGCUGCUGUGCAGUUACUGUCAUAAGUUAUUGAAGCUGCCUCACUCACAAACACACACGCCAUCAAAAUGAUAGAAGCAUUUGCUAAAAUCACUGUGAUCCAAGAGAUGUGCUCUCUUCCUCAGAGCUGAAGCUCUUCUCUGAUCUGUUCAUGUCAGCCGGCGUCAUGAGAAAGACACCGAUAUGUCCAGUGACAUCGACUCUGUCAUUCUUGCAUGCAUCUGCCAUGUACAAUACACAAUGGAUUUCAUUUUUGUAAAUCAAUUUUUUCCAAACCUUUUAACAUCUCUUGGUCUUUUGUGGUUGUGAGCGGAAACAAUUUUUUUAACAGAUGUCAACAUUGAGUGCAUUUUCAUGCUUAGGAAAUGUAUGUUAUAUGUAUACUCCUCUUUAUUUGUUUCGUCAGGGUUAUUGGCUUUUAUAAAUGAAUAAAGUUUCUUCAGGUAUGG